AUGAAAGACUUUUAUUUUGGUGUGGCAGUGACGUCAUAAGGCUGCGCCGCUCUCCCGUGUUUGGGAUUCAACAGCAGAAAAAACUCCCGCUGAAGCGACUAACCUCCACGCUAUUUUAAAGAUGGCGUUAAUUAAAGAGGAGAGCGAAGACCUAAAGAUUGAUGAAACAUUCACAGUCAAACAGGAAGAUCCAGAGGAACAAACAGACGUGUUGGUGCUAAAACAAGAGCAAGAGCUGAAGGAAAUAGAAGAGAAAGACCAGUCAUUACAUACGGAAGAUAAAUACACCCCAAAUGAAGAGACUUCAUUACUUAACAAUCCUAAGGAAACCAAACUUAAACAUUAUCAUUGUCAACACUGUGGGAAGAUUUACAGGAAAAAAACAAGCUUUACCAUCCACAUGAGAGUUCACACCGGAGAGAGACCUUUUACCUGCCAACAGUGUGGAAAAGCUUUCAGACAAAAGUCAAACCUCGCUGGUCACAUCAGACUUCACACCGGAGAGAAACCUUACAAAUGCCAACACUGUGGAAAGGGUUUUCCUCAAAAACAUGAUCUUAACAAUCACACGAGAAUUCACACCGGAGAGAAACCUUUCACAUGCCAACAAUGCGGAAUGAGUUUCCGUAUAAAACAGAAAUUAUGUUGUCACAUGAGAGUUCACACCGGAGAGAAACCGUACACCUGCCGUCAGUGCGGGAAGAGCUUCGCUCGAAAUUCAACGCUUAGUCACCACACGAGAGUGCACACCGGAGAGAAGCCUUUCACCUGCGAACAGUGCGGAAAGAGUUUUUCCUAUAAACAUAGGCUUAAAAUCCACAUGAGAGUUCACACCGGAGAGAGGCCUUACAAAUGCUCAGUGUGUGACAAGAGUUUCAUUCAGAAACUGAAUCUUGACAUUCACACGAGAGUUCACACUGGAGAGAAACCGUUCAUAUGCUCGCAAUGUGGACACUCUUUCACUCAAAAAGGAAGUCUUGAUUUCCACAUUAAAAGUAUUCACGGCGCCGGUCGGAAACAAAAAACCAAAGUCCAACGCAAGACCUAAGUGGUUUCGGCUUAUCCCAGGGGUGUCCAAACUUGGUCCUGGAGGGCCGGUGUCCUGCAUAGUUUAGCUCCAACUUCCUUCAACGCACCUCUCUGGAAGUGUCUAGUAUUCCUAGAAAGAGACUGAUUACCUGUGUUGGAACUCACUGGCAUAUUGCAGAGCUAAAAACCUGUCCGAAUCGGAAAUCUCAGCCAUUUAGAAUUGGCUCAAGGGCUUAUACCAGGGGUCACCAAUUUCGGUCCUGAAAGAGCUCCAACAGGUCUUCUAGUAUAUCUAGUUAGAGCUUAAUAAGCUGGUUCAUGUCUGUUUUUUUAUUUAAUUUUUUUGAUAAGUAUAUUUAUUGACAAUAUACAUAACAUUGUGUAGAAUGUGGAAUUACAAGGAAUAUCAGGACUUUUUUUUUUUAACAAUUAGCAAAGACAAAUAAUAAUGACAAAAAAUAAAUAAAUAAAUUUAAAAAAUAAAAAAUACAAGUACACCCCCCCAUCCAUACAAGGUAUAAUUGUCACAAAUGUUGUCACUCAUUGUGAUGUUACGUAAGAAAGUUGCAAUGGUUGAUGAUAAUAAUAAAUAAAAACAGUAAUGUC
Molecule: messenger RNA, 1635 nt
Organism: Danio rerio (zebrafish)
Lineage: Eukaryota; Metazoa; Chordata; Actinopteri; Cypriniformes; Danionidae
Source: RefSeq, a predicted model, not a curated record